AUGCCGACUACGAUUCUUGCGAAAAGUCUGGGAAAGUACCACGUUCACGGUCCGACUCUGGAAAUGAUCAUGCAUACAAUGGACUCCGGACUAGGCCAAAAUCAGAAUCCAAAGCCUACAUCUGCAUCCUUGCCCCAUCUGACUUCCCACGACUCCAUUUAUCCUGCUACUACUAUCUCGAAUAUUACGAACACCGAAGACAACGCGUGUGGGGCUGGAAUUUCUGCUAGCACGUCUACUCUAUCAGCAAAAGGGCGUAGGAACCGGAAGAAGCGUCGCCAACAGCGCCGUAAAAACAUCUGUCCUACGGACAAACACGAGUUAUUAGUGACUUCGAAAAAUUGUGUGUUCUACAAUGAUCAAUCUUCCAACGACCAUCAUCAUGUCUCGGAGUCUGCUAAAGUCGAUUCUGAAUCCUUGGUUGAUGCAGAUUCAAAAAAUACUAGUCUGAAUCUUAGUACUUCGGCUUCUAUUGCAGACAAUAUACACAAAGAAGACGAUACUGAUAUUAACGGACACCAUAGUGAUAGCGAGGAUGAUGAGACUGUUCAGGCUUCUCGAACAUUAUCUCGCGAAAUUAUGAUAACGCGUAAUGGUCAGCCAACGAAUUUCAAGCUCACUCAAGUUCAGGUGCCGUGGCAUCAGCUGUUUGUGCCGAAAGAAUUGUAA
Messenger RNA from Protopolystoma xenopodis, 669 nucleotides. NCBI's taxonomy places the organism in Eukaryota, Metazoa, Platyhelminthes, Monogenea, Polystomatidea, Polystomatidae. The record is from the annotation of a GenBank genome assembly.